This is a messenger RNA of Thermochaetoides thermophila DSM 1495, 948 nucleotides long. RefSeq lists its product as uncharacterized. The record is from RefSeq and is a predicted model, not a curated record. Lineage: Eukaryota; Fungi; Ascomycota; Sordariomycetes; Sordariales; Chaetomiaceae. The transcript is spliced from 8 exons. Gene Ontology annotation, cellular component: cytoplasm. The coding region runs from base 1 to 948 and encodes 315 amino acids. Gene Ontology annotation, molecular function: glutathione transferase activity.
AUGGCUGCCCAAGAUUCUCCCCAGGCUAAGAUCACAGACUGGGUCAAACCGGGUGACCCGACUGGAGAGUUCAAGCGCCAGCCGAGCUCAUUCCGUAGCUUCAUCUCGCGUUGGCGGUUCCCGACUGCUGAGGACACCGACGCAGAGGGGGAGAAUGUCGUUCCUGAUCCUGUCCCCGGUCAUGAAGGCUUCACCCAUCUGCGCCAUGUCUACUUCCAAAGUAAUCCAAGUUACACAGGCCGGUUCACUGUUCCCGUGUUGUAUGACAAGAAAACGCAAACCAUUGUCAACAACGAGAGCAGUGAGAUCUUGCGGAUGCUGAAUUCUGAGGUAGACUUGUAUCCAGAGCCCCUCCGCCAGCAAGUUGAUGAAGCCGAACAAUGGCACUACGAUCUCAUCAAUAACGGCGUGUACAAGUCUGGCUUCGCUACUACGCAGGAAGCGUAUACGCGCAACGUCACAGCGCUGUUCUCUGCGCUGGACCGCGCUGAAGCCCAUCUUGCUGCCACGGAGAGCGAGGGACCGUACUGGUUCGGGAAGACACUGACUGAAGUUGAUAUCAGACUAUAUGUAACGCUCAUUCGGUUCGAUCCCGUCUACGUGCAGCACUUCAAGUGUAACCUCCGCGAUAUUCGUUCCGGUUACCCUGCGCUCCAUCGCUGGAUGCGCCAUCUGUACUGGAACCACGAGGCCUUCCGCCUCACCACCAACUUUGCACACAUAAAGUUCCAUUACACCAAGUCGCAUUCCCAAAUCAACCCGUUGGGUAUCACGCCUCUGGGACCUGUGCCGGAUGUGCUGCCUUUGGAUGAGGAGGUCCCCGCUGCAACUGCAGCAGUGGCCGCCGCCAGCAAGACGGGACCCGUGUCGAAAGAUCGCAAAGUGGGGGGCAAGACUCCCAACAAACGGUAUGGCAAGGUGGCCGAGCGGUCCAAGGCGCCACGUUAA